This is a messenger RNA of Megalops cyprinoides (Indo-Pacific tarpon), 4010 nucleotides long. It is a transcript of the gene spock2, whose product is annotated as SPARC (osteonectin), cwcv and kazal like domains proteoglycan 2. Gene Ontology annotation, molecular function: calcium ion binding; protein binding. Lineage: Eukaryota; Metazoa; Chordata; Actinopteri; Elopiformes; Megalopidae. Bases 151 to 1419 code for a protein of 422 amino acids. The record is from RefSeq and is a predicted model, not a curated record. The transcript has 11 exons.
CAUACACACACACUAUCUCGCUUACUCCUUAGCCUUGCCUCUAAAGAGAAUCUUAUAAUCAGGUCACAUUUCACUGUAGAUCUCUACCCGAGAGGAAGAGAAGUCUGCGAGUGUUCUGAAUCGCAUCUUCUAAGAGCAUCACAUACAGCCAUGGUCGGGAUGAGAGAUCUGGGAUGCCUUCUUGUCCCCGUCUUGGUUCUGGUGGGGUCCUCGAUGCAAGGGGACGUGAAAAGUGGAAAAGAAGCGCAGAAUGCGGGGAAUUUCAUGGAAGACGAGCAGUGGCUGUCCACCAUUUCCCAGUACAGCCGCAAGAUCAAACACUGGAAUCGCUUCAGAGAUGAAGUGGAGGAUGACUACAUCCGAACGUUGGAAGACAACCAAGGCUCUGAUGAAAACAUGGACACCACCAAAGACCCCUGUCAGAAGGUGAAGUGCAGCCGACACAAGGUGUGCAUCGCCCAGGGCUACCAGAGGGCCAUGUGCAUCAACCGCAAGAAGGUGGAGCACAGAAUCAGACAGCCCGCCCUUAAGCCUCACGAAGGCAACUGCAAGCCGUGUCCCGUGUCCGCCUCUACCCCGGUGUGCGGUUCAGACGGGCACAACUACGCCUCUCAGUGCAAGAUGGAGCAGCAGGGAUGCCUCACAGGGAAGGAGUUGAGUGUGAAGUGUGCUGGCCUUUGCCCCUGCACCACAGAAACCAUCCCCACCUCCGACUCCCAGGGCAAACAUGAGACCUGCACCGGGCAGGACCUGGCAGACCUGGGAGACCGCCUCCGGGACUGGUUCCAGCUCCUCCACGGCAACGCCAAGCAGAACAACUCUGGCAAGCCUGGAGCCAGCACUGCAUCAGUUUUGGAUAAGAGUCUGGUGGCCAGCUGCAAGGACUCUAUUGGCUGGAUGUUCUCCAAGCUGGAUACAAAUAAUGACCUCUACCUGGACCAGGCCGAGCUGGCAGCCAUCAAUCUGGACAAGUAUGAGAUCUGCAUCCGGCCCUUCUUCAACUCCUGCGACAGCUACAAGGACGGGAAGGUGUCCACUGCAGAAUGGUGCCUCUGCUUCUGGAGGGAAAAGCCCCCUUGCCUGGCAGAGCUAGAGAGGAUCCAAGUGCAGGAGGUGGCCAAAAAGAAGCCUGGCAUGUACAUCCCCAACUGCGAUGAGGACGGCUAUUACAGGAAGCAGCAGUGCGACCAGGGCAAGGGGGAGUGCUGGUGCGUGGACCAGCACGGAGCCGAGCUCCCAGGCUCGCGAAUCCAUGGCAACCCCGACUGCGAUGAACUGGUGGGGUAUUCGGGGGAUUUUGGCAGUGGGGUCGGAUGGGAGGAUGAAGAGGAGAAAGAGGCGGAAGAGAACGCAGAAGAGGUGGAGGAGGAGGAGGAGGGGGAGGCGGGAGAGGCCGAUGACGGAGGAUACAUCUGGUAGAAUAGAUUAAACAGGGGGAGCCUGGUGAGCUGCGGCAUGGCACUGGCCAGUGCGGCAGGACCGGCUCUCUCUCUCUUUCGCAGAAAAGGAUUGUGGGAACUGAAGGGGCAGACAUCUUUAAACCAUGCUGGGUACAGCACUGACUCCAGGGGGUGGGAAUGGGUGGGGCGGGUGGGAUUGACCAGGUUUGGUCUUAAAUAUGUGUGACACUUCAUUCUUUUCUGUUUUGUGUGCAAGAGAGAUUUCCGUUAAGCAGUCUUUAGCACCUGGAGUCACAGACACUCUCCAGGGUGUUUGGUUCGCCGCAGCAAACAUUACUCAGGCUAGCGCUGAAUACCUUCCCGAACCGUAUACUUGACCCGCGCAAAAAAGGAAAAUGUCAUAAUAUCUGCUACAGGCAAGCAAAAAAAGCGCUAUCUCUUUAACACAAUGGAAUGGUUAGCGUGUAGUUAUUCAACAAAUUAGUUAUGCGAUUUUAAUGAAGAUCUAAUGAACAAGCUGUUACAAUUCCCAGAGAACAAUGCGUCCCACCUACAGAACAUCUCCCAUUGCUGCCUCUGAUAUUUCUCAUUUAAGAGGCAGAUUGACAUUCACGCCCGGGUACCAGAGGACGCUGCAAGGCUGGCAGAGGUCCCUGUGCGGACACCGCCACGUCCUGCAUCUGACGUGUCAUUCCGUUAACCGUUGACUGCAGCGCCGAACAACAGCCGUAGCAGGAAGGUCCCCCGCGGUUCUCCCGUUGACUGACGUGGCAGCUGUGUCCGUGUGCCACCCCCCUCAGUAACCUGGGAGGUGGAUCUGUUUGUUUGCUUGUCGCCGACUGACAGGCCUGGCAGCGAUCUGGGUUGUCUGGGUACAGGCAGCUGUACCUUAUUAACACAACACGCUAGGCCCAGCACUGGCAGAACCAGCCAAGUCGACACAGCAGCAGCAGCUGAAGCUGGUGGGUGACUGGGCGCCUAGUGGACUUUGUCGGGCCUGUGGCGGACAUGGACACAGGAGAGGUAACAGCGUGGUCGCAAGUACAGUAGUAGCAGGUUGGUUGAGUCAGUGGCACCUCAUUCCUAGUAGAACAAGCUGCGCUCUGCAAAUGCAUGAAAGACAAAGUGCGGAACUGAAACUCGGCAUGUUCCCGAUCUUCCGGGAUUUCUGCAGUUUUAUCGCGGAGCACCUGAGGAGGGGCUGAUAGCUUCCCCUCCUCAGGGACUGUCUUAAAGGCUUUUCCCGUGUCUGUCUCCUUUGAGUCCCCAUCACCACCGAAAACGAGACGUCUCAGAUUGCCGUUCAACAUUUCUGCUUUCUCAAUGUUUCCCGUCCCCGAAAGUACAGUCCUCUUUGAAACGGAAUGCAGCUGAUUUGAUCUUGCAUGAGAAAGACAGGUAGCUAAACUUUAUUUUAUGUUUCUGCAGUGGUGGGUUAUACUGCAGAGUUAUAUUCAGGCUUUAGAGCUCUUAAUCAGUUGAACUGUGUUGUUUUUUUAAAAGUGUGACACUUUCUGGGAGAGCUGGGGUGAAAAGGCAGAGGCUGACUUUGAAAUGAGAUCUUGAAAGAACUCUGUACCCGAUGGGGAGCCUUUGAAUGUAUCAGCCAGCCUGAUUGUGCCAUCCGCCAUCUUAUCAGUUCUUUGUGAUGUUGCCGAAUGCAGGGCUACCACUCUGAGGUGUAGAAGGUAUCAACAAGGCUGAAGGAAUUAGAACAUUUCAGGAGCCACUGGCCAUGACCAGGGCACUGCGUCAGAAAGUGUAGCAGUCCAGCAGCCCCAAAGGGUAUUGCAAAGCUAGUGUUGGUCAUUUCUAAACAUACAUACUAAAAACAGCACAGAAUCGGUACAGAACAGCAUAUAAUUCUUACAGCAUCAAAUACAACCUCUGCAUUGUAAUAAUAAGCAUGCUGUUUUCGUGUAGUGGGAUGCGAUUUCCAUCUUUUCCCUUUGCCCUCAAGCAUACGGCCCGGUUAGAAGAAGACAGCCUGAGACUUAGAGAUAUCUUUCUUAGUAGUGCAAGGAACACAGUUUGCAAUGUUCCAUUGUAGUGCUUUACAUGAAUUAUAGAUAGCUGUGUUACCUACAGUGGUACAGUAAUAGAGGGGAAAAGCAAUGUGUUGCAGGCUUACAGUUUAGGUUAUAAGAAACAGGGUCAUUUAGUUAGGGUUUUGUGCUACUGCUAAGCUGAAAAAUGUACACAUAUUCACAUGUACAUAACUAUAAAAUGUGAUAUGAAUAAACAUGACACAAUGUUUUUUUUGGUUUAUUGUUCUACUAUGGCUUUUUGGUGUACUUUAAAAGGUCCAUCUUGAAGGCUUUUUUCAUUUGGAUUGCUGUGAUGAAAUUUGCCUCUGGAGCGUCUGGAUGAAGAACUUCAGAUACGGCUUCUUUUUGCAGUUUUCUGAUGAAGAUGCUAGCUGUUCUGCAGCUGUCAGUUUAGUGUAUGUACAGCCACCUCAGACACACAGAGGGUUAAGUCCUCUAGCUCAAGAUUGCUUUGGAGUGCAUAGAAAGACACCAAUUACAGCCCUUUAAAUAAAAAGGCAGUUUUUCAGCUGCUCCUAAAAUCAUACUUCUAAAGAAUGUGCCACUUAAGCUCUAUUUUCAU